Messenger RNA from Phyllotreta striolata, 1133 nucleotides. The record is from the annotation of a GenBank genome assembly. NCBI's taxonomy places the organism in Eukaryota, Metazoa, Arthropoda, Insecta, Coleoptera, Chrysomelidae.
AAGAAGAAAUACAAGAAAUACGUCAAAUACGUCAAAUGUCACACACGUCAAAUUAGUUUUUUUCCGACGACCGCAGCAUUACAAACGAAUUUUUCCGGCCAGUUCGUCGAAAUUAUCGAAAGAAAAAACCAUGUUUCGUAAUCAAUACGACAGCGACGUGACCGUCUGGAGCCCCCAAGGGCGCCUCCACCAAGUCGAGUACGCCAUGGAGGCCGUCAAUCUCGGCUCGGCCACCGUCGGACUGAAAAGCGCCAGUCACGCCGUUAUAAUAGCCCUGAAAAGGGCCUCGUCCGAACUGUCCGCCUAUCAGAAGAAGAUCAUCCAAAUCGACGAUCACAUCGGCAUCACCAUCUCCGGUUUGACGGCGGACGCGAGGAUUUUGAGCAGAUAUAUGAGGAACGAAUGUUUGAACUACAAGUACUCGAUGGAUUCUUACAUGCCUUUGAACAGGCUGAUCAACAUCUUAGGCAUCAAAAUGCAACAUUGCACCCAACGCUACGACCGUAGACCCUUCGGCGUCGGUCUACUCGUCGCCGGCUACGACGACGACGCCGGCGCCCACAUCUACCAAACGUGUCCCUCGGCGAAUUUCUACGAUUGCAAGGCCAUGUCGAUCGGCGCCCGAUCGCAAAGCGCACGAACCUACUUGGAGAAAAAGCUCGACGAGCUGCCUUCGAUGGCUUUGGAGGAUCUCAUCAAGCACGGCUUGAGAGCUUUGAGAGAUACUCUUCCUCCCGAAGUGGAUUUGACCACGAAAAACGUUUCGAUCGGUUACGUGGGAAAAGGGACGAGCUUCAAGAUAUUGGAGGAGGAGGAGACGGCGCCGUUUUUGGCGUUGAUCGAAGGGGAGGAACGUAGAGGGGGUAGUGGUGGUGGUGGGGGUGCGGUGGAGGGGGCGGCGGAUCCUUUGAGGGAAUCGGGGGACGAGGGGGGAGCCCCCAACAGGGGGGAUCCUGUACCACAGGUAGCGAUGGAUACGACGGAGUAGAUUCUUUCGAAUUGAAAUGUGAAGAUGGAGGAGGGGUUGGAGUUGCGUCGGGGGUGGUUUGGAGUGGUUGGUUGGGGGUGGUUUGUGGUUGUAAAGGUGAUUUGCCGUGGCUGUUUUGAUUCCGAUUCUGAUGAGAGGAGGGAUU